Molecule: messenger RNA, 3525 nt
Organism: Megalobrama amblycephala (Wuchang bream)
Lineage: Eukaryota; Metazoa; Chordata; Actinopteri; Cypriniformes; Xenocyprididae
Product: UDP-glucuronosyltransferase 1A1-like
Exons: 1
Coding region: 8-919 (303 amino acids)
Molecular function (GO): UDP-glycosyltransferase activity
Source: RefSeq, a predicted model, not a curated record
UAGAAAGAUGCACUGCAGAGCAAUUUCAUGUCUAGUGAUCAGUAUAGUCUGUUGUGCAGCGCUGGAACAGCGUCCAUCUGGGAAGAGUGGUUGGACUGGGAAGCUGUUAGUGGUACCAAUGGAUGGAAGUCACUGGACGGGAGUAAAGGCCGUGGCAGAAGAGAUGGGACGCAGAGGUCACACAGUGAUUGUCGUGAUACCAGAGAUCAGCAUGUAUUUGGGUCCAGGCAAACACUACAUCACAAAGACGUUUCCGGUCCCAUAUGGGCAAGAUUUAAUCAACCAAAUGAUGGUGGAACAUGUUCGUGAAUUGACAGCACCAGGGCAGUCCCUACUGAAGAGUGUGACUUCAAAGGUGGUCCAUUUGAGAAAGGUUUUUAACUGUAUGGACUCUACAACUGAAAGUCUGUUCAAGAACCAUGAGCUUAUAGAGUUUCUGAAAGAGCAAAACUUUGAUGCUGUUUUAACUGAUCCUGCCCAUCCAAUGGGGGCCAUAUUGGCAUAUAAUCUUUCCGUACCUGCGGUGUACAUGUUAAGGGGAAUGCCGUGUGGUCUCGAUGCUGCGGCCACAGCCUGUCCGAGCCCUCCUUCAUAUAUCCCACGUUUCUUGACACAAAACUCAGACCGCAUGUCUUUUGGUCAGCGCACAUUGAACCUUCUUAAGAGCAUGCUGGAACCACUGGAGUCUAAAUUUAUUUACUGCCCAUUUGAGAAGUUGACAUCCAACUUCCUGCAGAGAGAUGUGAGCCUGACUGAGAUCCUGAGCACUGGAGCUGUCUGGUUGAUGCGGUAUGAUUUUAGCAUGGAGUUCCCCAAACCCCUGAUGCCCAACAUGAUUCUGAUAGGAGGUAUUAACUGUGAAAGUAGAAAACCCACUGACAAUGGUGAGCACAGUGGCGGAGCCAGGAUUUUUUCAUAGGGGUGGCCAGGCAGGGGCCAGCAACCAGUCCGGGGUGGCACAGAAGUAUUCAUUAUUUCAACAUAAAAAUGAGUCUGACUAUAAUGUACUUGACUUUGCAAUUUAGAUAGUGAAUUAGAUCAUGGAAUGCUGAGUGAAUUUGACAUUUUUUUUCUUUUCUUUUUUUUUUAGUUUUUAAUCAUUCCUCACUUGCAGCCAUAUUAAUAAAGGGGCUCACACUAUAGCUAAAUCUCAACUUGUUCAGUCAGUUCUGGUACUCAAAACUCCCAAUAGCUUGUUCUCCAUUGUUGCAUCUCCAUGGAUGAGACAUGCAGAUAACUACAUACUGUACUUCAAAGAUUAUUCAACCUUCAUUGAAUUUUAUGUAUAAUCAAUGAACUUAAACAAUUCUCAGUUUGUCUGUUUCAAAAAGUAACCAAAAAAGUAAACACUAAAUGUUUAACUUUCUAUAUUGUCAAAAUAAAUAACUGCAACAGUUCUAUCAUACCCAAAUUAAACUCAGUACAAAGAAGAAGAAAAAAGUGUUCUCUUCUGAAUUCCCAUUUGCUGAUGAGGAAGCGGAAAUCAACAGCACAUAUGCCAAAAUUUAAAAUUAUUAGUCUAUGCAUUUAAAUGUGAUACAUUUUUGUUUGUACUUUAUAAAUUAACAAAAUUAGCAUCUUCUAGUACAAAUGCACAGUUCUCACAUUUAUUUAUGCAUUAAAAAAUUACAUAUCAGCUUGUGCCUAUUGUGAUCUCACAUAGCAGAAUAUUUUAGUCCAGAGACAUUUGGCAUUUUAUAUAUAAUAGGCCUACAUACAUGCAUGCACAGUUUUAACGCAGCUUUAAUCGCCUUUUUGGUUAUUUCAUGACUUAAUAGACGACAGAACUACGACGUUGCAUGCUCGUAGUUUCUUUUGCGCUUUAUUUAUAGUGAGUAAUAUACAGCGCGCCAUAUUUGCGCGUGAUUGAAAAGUGCGCGGUCUUGCGACCCACCAGUUGAGAAACAUUUAUGUAAGUUAUAUAUAAUGUUCGCUGUUCACUGUUGUUCUUCUGAAGCUUAUUCGGUACCUGAAUCAUUUCCGCGCGCGUUUGACUUGCGCCUGGCGCUGAGGCGAAGUGUGCGCGUCUGAAAAGUCUCCCGUUUUUUAUGGUCUUAACGAGACGGUUCUGCGUUUAGUCCUUGUCAACAAAAAAGUAGACAGAAACAGCAGUUUUGAGCGGGGUGGCCAAAGGGGUGGCCAAGCUUAGGCCAAGGGUGGCCACGGCCACCCCUGGCCACCCCCUGGCUCCGCCCCUGGGUGAGCAUCGUCUUUAUGCUCCUCACAUGAUACACUAAUGCUACGACAAGAAACGGACUAAAUGAGGUAAAAAGGUCAACUUUUCAGACCAGGAUAAAUGUUUUAGAAUGAAGAAUGGUCAUGACUUUCAGGACUCAUAUUGUGUGAUUUUAAACUAAGUCAAAGUCAAUACAUUAUCUGCAGGUGAACCCAGGCUGGAAAGAGUGACAAAGUAGAGCCCUGUGCGGGACUGAUUUCCUUAACCCGCACCCGCCCGCUCCCGCAACCCGCGUGUUCCACUCCCGCCCGCGCCCGCAAUGUUUGUGUCCACUCCCGCCCGCUCCCGCGGACUUUCUCUCAGAGCUUGUGAAAACAGGCCUAAACAAAUACUCUCAGACUAAAUUCGUUCAAGUUAACAUCCAGAAUAACAGACUUUAAACAUGAUUGCGUUUAUAAGAAAGUAGCCGCAAAAACAAAGCACCACACGUGAUAAAAACAUUGGGUAUUUUUCUUUAUUAGCGUUAUAAAACGUUAACCGUUAAAACAAAGCCACAACUAGCGGCACCUCAGUUUUUGAACGCAGGCUAGGCUACUGCAUACACACUCACCGAACGAUUAACUAAACAAGCAGUUUAAAUAACAGUUUAAGUAAAUAAGCCAAAGCACAAAACGAAAUAACUUUAACUUAUUAAAUAAACACCUGUACAUAGGACUUACAAAGUAGACUAGAUGUAGCCUACUUUAAACAAAUUAAAUAUAAAACGAAAUAAAUAAAAUAAAUAGAAUGCCUUAACAGGCUAUUGCAAAAAAGAAAAUAAAUUAAUACUAAUAAAUAAAUAAAAAUAACGUAGCCUACUUAAACUAAUGAUCACUGGGCCUUGCAUUAGGCUACUUAGUCCAGGAAAAGUAUAUUGCAGACUGACUGCGGUCGCAGACUUGUGCGUCUUUCUUCCAUGAUCCGCCCACACAUACUGAAUGCCCUCUCUGAUGGUGCACUAGAUCAUGCGAGAAUGCUCAAAAUAAAACGCGCGAAUUUUAAGAAUUGUUUCCAAGUGUCUGAAUUGUCUUGCUUUGCUUUUGUCAUUAAAGAGCCGCUUUAAUUUUCCUCUCAACUUCAUUUGUUGACCGCUUCUAUUACUCGCCAAAUUCCACCAUUCCCCGCGGGUCUCCCGCAAAGUUUUCUGACCGCCCACUCCCGCCCGCAGCAAAGGUAAAACCGCCCGCUCCCGCGAGAUUUGCGUUGGGUCCCGCGGGAGCCUAAACCCAAUGCAGCCCUCUAUGACAAAGGUCCUGGGAUCUCAGCCAUAUUAUUAACAAAAAAUGAAUUGGACUCUGUAUCUACGUAAU